This is a messenger RNA of Bombus impatiens (common eastern bumble bee), 2185 nucleotides long. It is a transcript of the gene NitFhit, whose product is annotated as nitrilase and fragile histidine triad fusion protein NitFhit. Gene Ontology annotation, molecular function: hydrolase activity, acting on carbon-nitrogen (but not peptide) bonds, in linear amides; bis(5'-adenosyl)-triphosphatase activity. NCBI's taxonomy places the organism in Eukaryota, Metazoa, Arthropoda, Insecta, Hymenoptera, Apidae. The record is from RefSeq and is a predicted model, not a curated record. Gene Ontology annotation, biological process: nucleobase-containing compound metabolic process. Bases 1177 to 2028 code for a protein of 283 amino acids. The transcript has 6 exons.
GUUAUGCUCACUUUCCUGACGAAAAGUGUAAACAACGAAUCCGCGUUCUUCGUUCAAAGAGCACACGCUUACCGAGCUUUCCUCCAUAAUAACAUAAGAGCGAAUAGUCAGUUAAAACCAGCUGGAGUUAAAACACAGUUCGAGGAACAGAAGGAGUCAGAAGUCAGUCAGCAGAAUUUCCAAAUCGAAGACAGUCAAUCGACAAAAGAUACAUCACAGUCGCCAACAUAAAACGAGUCUCAGGUCGUAUUCAUUCGUAGUUUGGCAUUCCACAUAUGCAACAUUGUACCACUUUGAAGUUGUUGGAUCUUUGGAAAUAUAUAUUGACCUGUUAAUAUCAGCGGUAUAUUUAUUCAACCACCCUUAUUAUCUUAACCGAAAUAAGGGAUGGAACGAUUCGUGGCGCCAAUUAUUCAAAUCGUAACGAGAAUUUACGACCCCCGUUGGCACGCUUCUUCGAGAUCGCGUCUCCCCACGAAUGGUCGAAAGUUCAAAUAUAGAACUUUAUACUUUUAAUCUUAGAGUAAAAAACCCUUUAAAAAAACUCUUAUAUUCUUUAAUUCAUAAUUAUCAGGAUAUUUUAGCAAGAGAUACUGUAUACAUAUAUGUACAUUAGAGAAAAAUUUCGUUUUAAUUGUUUGAAUUAUAUCAAGCGUCUGUCAAUGUCUGUUCACGCAAAAGUCGUAUUGAUCAUUCAGAAUAUUGCACAAUAGUGUUAAUUCGCGUCGUGCUCAAGCCGUAACAGUUAAAUAUUUAUGUUGUUCAAAGAUAUUAUUGUCUAAUUGAGGUCGAAAAUUUCAUAGGCUGUCUUUUUGGGCAACUCCCGUCCAUCGUGAAAUACUUUAGCGGAAGUAACAUGCGCCACAGGAAAGAUCACGUGAAGUUCUAAACGUCUGCACGAGAAUUUGUAUCUUUACCAAAGGUAUCAUGUAGAUGUAGAUUAUAUAGCAUGUAUGAAAAAUCCCUACAUAUGAGAAUAAAUAUUCUUCGCGAGGAUACGUUAUAUUACGCUUCAAUAUGUUCGAAAAACAUAAUUGUAAUUAGAACUGGCGUGCUUAAUGAUAGUAUGGGUGAAUAUAUGCAUGUAGGAGCACAUCACGAAGCGGGAAUUUUAAACAAUUCAGCAACAUAUAAAGAAAACAGUUUUUAGGACAUCUUAUCGCUAAAUUUAGUACUAUGGCACACCCAUUAGUUGCAGUAUGUCAAAUGACAUCAACAAAUGAUAAAGGAAAAAAUUUACAAACUGUACGAGAACUAGCUGAGAGGGCUAAAUCUAGGACAGCUUGUAUUGCUUUCUUUCCUGAAGCCUGUGAUUAUUUAGCCGAUAAUAAAAAAGAUAUAAUAGCCAUGGCUCAACCUUUGAAUAGAUCAAUAAUAUCAAGCUACAAAGAAAUUGCUAAAGCAAAUAAAAUUUGGUUAUCGUUAGGUGGAUUACAUGAAGCAUUAAAUGACGAUAAAAAUCGUAUAAGUAAUACACAUGUUGUAAUAAACAGUGAAGGGGAAAUAGCCAGUAUUUAUCGUAAAAUCCAUUUAUUUGAUAUGAACAAUAAAAUUACUGGCGUGAGAUUGAUGGAAUCAGAUUAUGUCUUAGCAGGGCAAAAGAUUGAACCACCUAUAUCAACACCAGCUGGUAAAUUAGGUCUCAGUAUUUGUUAUGAUAUGCGUUUUCCCGAAUUAUCUCUUUCAUUAAGAAAUAUGGGAGCGGAAAUUCUCACAUAUCCAUCAGCAUUUACAUAUCAAACAGGUGCUGCUCAUUGGGAGGUAUUAUUGCGUGCAAGGGCUAUAGAAACACAAUGUUAUGUUAUAGCUGCAGCUCAAACUGGUACACAUAACAAAAAGAGAGUGAGUUGGGGUCAUGCAAUGAUUAUUGAUCCAUGGGGAACUAUAGUAGCGCAGUGUAGUGAAAAAACUGAUAUGGUUUUAGCAGAAAUUGAUUUAAACUUAUUAAAACAAAUUCGGCAAAAUAUGCCGUGCGAAAAUCAUCGUCGAACAGAUAUAUAUCCUAAAAUAGAACCCUGUAAUCUUUAAUUUAAAUGAUGUAUAUAUGCGUAUAUAUCUACAUAAUUAGCAAAAAGAAAGGAAAAGAGCAAAUGCUCGUGCUAAGCCCGAUAUUUUAUGUAAAGUAACUAGGGAUUGAAAUGUAAUAAACAUUAUAUUCUCUUAAUAUACAUAUAUAAAACAAACA